CAACGGAUCAACAACACCCGGAUCAGUUCAAAGGCAAUACUCAAACAUACAAAUGGCAUCAAUGAUUGCGCUACUGAUAGGCAUAUAUCAGCUAUUGUUUGGUAUAUUUCGUAUGGGCUUUGUCUCGGUCUAUAUGUCCGAGCAGUUGAUCAGUAGUUUCAUAACCGCCUCAUCAUUCUAUGUGUUGACCUCACAAAUCGGUUACAUGUCUGGCCUCCACCUCCACUCCCAUAGCGGCCCGUUAUCUCUGUUUCAUACGUACAAAGAGUUCUUCGGCUCGAUCUCUAUGGCCAACACUAUAUCACUACUGGUGUCCCUCAUCUGUAUUGCCAUACUAUUACUGUUUAAGCUGUACCUCAACGAUAAGCUCAAACAAUGGACCAAACUGAACAUCCCGUUCCCCAUCGAACUGGUGCUGGUGGUGGGCAGCACCGUUAUGACCUCAUUCUUCAAGCCAGACAUCGAAACGGUGGGCGCGAUCGCCACAGGCCUACCCUCACCCAUAUCGCCCGAGUGGUCGCUACUGCCGAAGCUAUGGCUCCGGUGCAUACCAUUGGCUAUCGUCGCCUACGCUAUCACUUAUUCAACGGGAAAGACAUUUGCCACGAAACACAACUAUGAAAUCAACUCCAAUCAGGAGCUGCUGGCCAUCGGCACCACUAAUAUCUUCAGCUCAUUCUUCUCGUGUCUGCCAACGGCUGCCUCAUUGUCGAGGAGUGCGGUUCAGGAGGCGGUGGGCGGACGCACACAGAUGGCUAGUAUUGUCAACAGCGCCGGCAUAUUGUUUGUGCUCUUAUUCUUUGGUCAAUAUCUCGAAAAUCUUCCAAAUUGCGUUUUGGCGGCGAUUAUAUGCGUGGCUCUCAAGACACUGUUUGCACAGAUCUUUGAUGUCUACAGAUAUUGUAGAGUCAAUAAACUCGACGGGUCCAUAUGGAUCGUCACAUUCCUAGCUGUGAUAAUACUGAACGUGGACAUUGGCUUAUACGUCGGUCUCGCCUACUCGCUGAUCACACUUAUUUAUAAGUCUCAGAGGCCUAAGACCUACUUAUUGGGAUCCAUUGACAAGUCCGAUGUCUACGUGCCGCUGAAGAAGUAUGCCUCGGCUCACGAGGUGAACGCCAUAAAGAUAUACCAGUUUUGCGGUCCAUUGCACUUCGCGAACUGCGUUUUGGCGGCGAUUAUAUGCGUGGCUCUCAAGACACUGUUUGCACAGAUCUUUGAUGUCUACAGAUAUUGUAGAGUCAAUAAACUCGACGGGUCCAUAUGGAUCGUCACAUUCCUAGCUGUGAUAAUACUGAACGUGGACAUUGGCUUAUACGUUGGUCUCGCCUACUCGCUGAUCACACUCAUUUAUAAGUCUCAGAGGCCUAAGACCUACUUAUUGGGAUCCAUUGACAAGUCUGAUGUCUACGUGCCGCUGAAGAAGUAUGCCUCGGCUCACGAGGUGAACGCCAUAAAGAUAUACCAGUUUUGCGGUCCAUUGCACUUCGCGAACGUCGAGUACUUCAAGAAA
This is a messenger RNA of Oppiella nova, 1513 nucleotides long. The record is from the annotation of a GenBank genome assembly. NCBI's taxonomy places the organism in Eukaryota, Metazoa, Arthropoda, Arachnida, Sarcoptiformes, Oppiidae.